GACAUGGCUGAUUAGUCAGAGGACGAAGACACUCCCUAUUGUGGACAUGUUGCCCCACUCAGAUGAUCAGAUGUGAGAUCCAGAGCAACAAACUUCUAGUGUGGAUGGUUGGAGAGGAGCUGGAGAAGACUGUGGAGAAGAAGCAGACAGACACGUCAGGAGAUCGAGCAGCAGAGGCACGGCUGUAGCCAGGACCGACAUCAUGAGCCACUACAGCGACAGGUCCUUCUACAACCCGGCCUACCACGACAGUGAGACUCUGGAGCUGGACAGAAGACCCCCCUUCAAGCCCCGACACAGCAACCCCUACGCCCAGGACCCGCCCCCCCCCUGGCAGGCCGCGAGGGCCUCGGCGGUCUCCACGGUGACGGGCCCCAGGGCCAACGCGGACCCCUGGGAGGGAGGCGCGGGGGGGGGCCUGAGGGCCCUGGGAGCCCUUCCCUUAGGGCCCCGGCCGUCACAACACCAGGACCCCCCGUGGCAGCGACAGCCCGACCGCAGCUCGGUCCACGGCGAAGGGUCCUUCCACGAUACCGCCGGUCUGUCCCGCUUCCCCGCCACCUUCUCAGCCAACAUGACGAUGCGGUUAAGGGGAAUGAGGAGAAUGAGCAUGUUUCCAAACGGAGACCCCUCCCACCUGUCAAUCACAGAGGGCGCCAUCAGGAACGAGCUGGAGUACGAGGAGCAGAACUUGGUGAAAGAGCUGAUGGCCUGCUCCACAAAGGAGCGCAUCGAGGGCAUCAGGAAACUCCCCAUGACCUACCAUGAGAAGAAACACAUCAGGAACAGAGUGCUGGCCUCCAAGUCGUCCAAGAAGUCUCGCCACCUGUCCUGCCUUGCAGACUGCUCUGAGAGCAUGACGUUGUCUCUCCGUAGGUGUGCGUCGGGCGUGGCGGCGGCCAGGCAGGCCCUGGACCUAUGGCAGGGCACCAUGAAGGAGGUCGGGGGCUCCUUCGGCUCCAGCGUCCUCUCCUACUUCCUGUUCCUCAAGUCGCUGCUCCUGCUCAACGUCUUCUCCUUCGUCAUCAACUUCAGCUUCAUCACCGUCCCCAUGCUGGCCUUCGACCACGUGCCCUACGUGCCCCCCAACGUGACCUUCCGAGGCCUGGAGCUGCUCACUGGAGCGGGCUACUUCAACUACACGGUCCUGUACUACGGGGCCUACAGGGCUGACUCCUUCACGGGCCUGCUGCACUACAACAUCCAGCUGGCCUACUUCUUCACCAUCGCCGCCUACAUGGUGCUGUGUGGAGUGGCCGUCCUCUACAGCAUGGCCAGCUCGUUCAAGAUGAACUACGUCCUGUCUGACCCGGAGAGUAUGUCAGAGAGGAGCCAGGGGACAAGUCUGACCCCCGCGGAGAAGAUGAGGCACUUUGGCAUCCACCUCGGUGCCUGGUUCAUCUCCACCAGCAUGGCCGUCGGCUGUGGGAACGCCAUCUACUACCUCAGCCAGUACGAACAGCAGCAAGCGACCAACACGGUGGCCUGGUCUCUGGCCCGCGAGGCCGAGACGCUGCUGGUGCCCUUCGUGGUGUCCCUCAUCAACCUGGUGGUCCCCCUCUUCUACUCGCUCUUCAACAAGUUUGAGUUGUACUCCAGCCAGCGGAGACAGAUCUACGCUCUGAUCAUCAGAAAUGUGAUCCUCAAGAUGUCCAUCCUGGGCAUCCUCUGCUACUUCUGGGUCCACGAAGUGGCCCACAAGUUCUUAUGCUGGGAGUCCAUGGUGGGCCAGGCUCUCUACCGCCUGGUCGUCUUCGACUUCUUCUUCAUGAUGUUGGGUUCCUUCUUCGGAGAGUUCCUGAGCAAGGUGAUCGGGACUCGAUGGAUCCCAGGCCUCGGGGUCCCAGAGUUUGACGUAGCGAGGAACGUUCUGGAUUUAAUCUAUGCUCAGACGCUUGCUUGGAUUGGGAUCUACUUUUCUCCUCUGCUGCCAGUCCUCCAGAUCUUCAAGUUUCUGGUUUUGUUUUACCUGAAGAAGGUCAGCCUGAUCCAGAACUGCCAGCCCCCGCGGCGGGUGGGCCGGGCGGCGCAGAUGAAGACCAUCUUCAUCGCGCUCCUCUUCUUCCCCUCCUUCGUGGGCUCGCUGUCCCUGUUGGCGUACACCUCCUGGAGCCUGACCCCUUCCCAACUCUGCGGUCCGUUCAAGGGCCUGGACAGUACCUUCAGUGUGGUGGGGGUCUGGAUAAACAGCCUGGAGGGGGUGCCCGCCGCCGCAUGGGCGGUCUGGGUCUACGUCAACGUGGUCCGCAGUGAGAUCUUCUACUUCCUGGUCACCAUCAUCAUCCUGUUCAUCACGUUCGUUUUCUGGCAAGUCACCCAAGGUCGCAAGCUACUCAUUCUGCUACUGAGGCAGCAAAUCGUUAAUGAAGGAAAAGACAAGACCUUCCUGCUUGACAAACUUCAGGCUCUUCAGAAAUCUCAUCCCACUCAGCAUCCAAAGUCCAAGAUCAAGAAACAGCGGCGUUCCGGCGGCUCCUCGACGGGCGUGCGGUCUAGCUCCAACGCCAUGGUGCAGACCUUCCUGUCCGUUGAGCAAGGCAGCAGAGGGGCCUACCCCCGGGAGCCCCCCUCUCCCUCCCACCUCUCCAUCAGCUUCCAGAGGACCCCCCUCCCGUCGGAGCGCCAGUCCCCCUCCGACGCCCUGGGGCUGACCCUGAGGGCGGGGCAGCGGGCGGAGGUCCACCAGCCCUGGACCCCCCCCGCCUCAGACCCCCUGGUCCAGCCCCCCUGGACCCCCCCCUCAGCGGACCCGCUGGUCAGGGUGAUGCGGGCUAGGGACGCCUACGAGGGACCCCCGGUCCCCCUGGACGGCGGGACCUCCUCCGGGGUCAUGAUGCAGGUGAUGGAGGCCAGGAGGAGGGCGGAGGGGGGCGGGGGGCGGGGGGGCCCAGAGAGAAUAGGGCCCGGCUCCUCCAGUGCGCUGAUCCAGGCCAUGCUGGCCCGACAGCAGGCGCAGAACGAGUACGACGACGGGUACUGAGCCCGCCGGGCUCCAUACCAACUACCAGCGCUGGGGACUAGACUCUCCGGGCUCCAUACCAACUCUACCAGCGGUGGGGACUAGACUAUCUGGGCUCCAUACCAACUCUACCAGCGGUGGGGACUAGACUAUCUGGGCUCCAUACCAACUCUACCAGCGCUGGGGACUAGACUAUCUGGGCUCCAUACCAACUCUACCAGCGCUGGGGACUAGACUAUCUGGGCUCCAUACCAACUCUACCAGCGCUGGGGACUAGACUAUCUGGGCUCCAUACCAACUCUACCAGCGGUGGGGACUAGACUAUCCGGGCUCCAUACCAACCGUACCACAAUAGGCCGAAAGGGGAAGAUGGGAGAUAUGCAGAAGUCAAUGAUUUCUGUUUAAAUCUCACUUUGCAAUAUAGUUCAAAUCAAUAGUUAAUUAGUUAGUUCAUGUAUAUUCAUCUAUAAGAACACAGAGAGACGGUCUCAAAUGCAUUUCUAUGAAGUUAAUCAUUUCUGUUUGUGAGCGAAGAACCAUUUUGAUAAAUCUCUUCAUCCAUUUAUUUAUUUACCUAAAUGGAGCAACUUUUUAUAAGAAACUCAUUAAUGAAUUAAUCCUAUUUAUGACCUAUUUCUUUCUUGCAAUGAAGGCUUAUGCCUUUGCAGGAUGGGAUUAAUGUUUCCCUAAUUAGUCAUGUUUUUUAAAUGAAUGAUAAAAAAUGCUUUUACUGUCCAAUUAAAAAGAAAACAA
Messenger RNA from Gadus chalcogrammus (walleye pollock), 3712 nucleotides. It is a transcript of the gene tmc5, whose product is annotated as transmembrane channel like 5. The coding region runs from base 203 to 2980 and encodes 925 amino acids. Gene Ontology annotation, cellular component: plasma membrane. The record is from RefSeq and is a predicted model, not a curated record. Gene Ontology annotation, molecular function: mechanosensitive monoatomic ion channel activity. The transcript is spliced from 21 exons. Lineage: Eukaryota; Metazoa; Chordata; Actinopteri; Gadiformes; Gadidae.